AUGUCGUCGAACGGAACAAAUGCAACGGUCAUUACAACAUCUGUUGAAAAUGCUGUACCAUGGAGUGCCAUCAUAUUUUUGUUACUCGUUGCUUUUCUAUUGAUUAUAGCAAUUGUAUUAAUACUUUAUUUUGAAAAACUUUGUUGUUUUGGUCGAUAUCGAUUUUUAAAACAUUUAUUACGACGAAUUACAAGAACAAAAAGAAUUGUACCAAUUCCUGCAACAACACAAACGAGUAUAUCAGUUGAUAAACCUGAAGAAGAAAAAAAUUCUUCUACACAAAUUCAAGAAUAUCUUUGGAUUGCUGGUCAUAGUGAACAUAUAUCAACAUUUGAGCCAACAGAACCUUUAAUUACAGAUGAAUUUAGUACAGAUCUACCAGAUGAUGAUUAUACAACAUUAGUACCACCUGUUAAACAAAUGAAUGGUGCAAAUCGAAAAUUACCACAAGUACCAAUAAUUGUUGAAGAAAAAGAAAACGGAUCAACAUCAUCAUUAUCAAAAAUUAAAAAAUCAAAUCGAAAAAUUGGUGAUCAACAAAAAACAGCAAUAGCUGGAAUAUCAAAACGUAAACCAAAUAUUGAUAAUGAUUUAUUUAAUCGUUCAUACUCAGCUCCAUCAUCACCUGCUCUAUCACAUCAUAGUAACCAACGAUUAAAACAUAAAAAGCUCAUAGAUCCAAAUGACAUUGAUGCAAAAUCUAUAUCAAGUGAUCAGGGUACAAUAACAGCAAAUGGUCCAAGUAGUAGUCUAUUAUCGGGUUCACUUGAAGUUCGUUUGAAAUUCGAUGCGAAAAAUAGCAAAAUGUGGGUAUUUGUUAUAAAAGCAACAUUAGAAAUGAAUCAACGUUUAACAAAACAAUCACUUAUUCAGAUACAUCUGACUAUGCUACCUAAUAAACGUAUUCGUUUUCGUACACGUGCUAAACCUGCUGAUAAUGCUAUGUUUGCAGAAGAAUUCUUUUGUAAAGUAUCACCAGAUUCAAUACAAACACAAGGUAUUCGCUUUCGUUUAUAUACAAAUGAACGAUUUAAACGUGAAAAACUUCUUGCCGAAGCAACAAUUAUGUUUGGUUUAAUUAAUCUCGAUGAAGAUAUGUGUAAAAUUGUUCCGUUAGAACGAGUAGAUGCAUCAGAAGAAUCCGAUUCAGUUAAUAAUCGUUCACGUGCGAGUAGUAAUGCAGCAUCAAGAAGAAAUUCAAUAACACCCAAUGGAGCACCUAGUGGUUCACUUUUACCUGAACUUGAAAUUGGUUUAGCAUAUGAUAGAAAUCAAUCAACACUUAUUCUUGAAAUAGGAAAAGGCGUUAAUUUCGGUAUGACUUCACAAGGACGAGCACCAGAUACAUUUGCUCAAAUGACAUUACUUAAUACAAGUGGUGAAGAAAUGUUAUCAAAUCGAACAGUUACUCGACGUACACAACAUCAUCCAAUAUAUGCUGAACGUUAUCCAUUUAAUAUUCAGGAACAUUUACUCGAUCAGAUAACACUUGUUAUUACAAUUAUUAAUAAAAAACCAACAGGAAAAAAUGAUCGUAAUCUUGGUUGGAUAUCAUUUGGUCAUGGUGCCAGUGGUAAUACUCAAGUUGCUCAUUGGGAUUCGAUGCUUAAUGCCCAAGGUGAAACUAUAACACGAUGGCAUGCAUUAUUAGAAAGUUGA
Adineta steineri is the source of this 1659-nucleotide messenger RNA. The record is from the annotation of a GenBank genome assembly. NCBI's taxonomy places the organism in Eukaryota, Metazoa, Rotifera, Eurotatoria, Adinetida, Adinetidae.